Molecule: messenger RNA, 648 nt
Organism: Glossina fuscipes
Lineage: Eukaryota; Metazoa; Arthropoda; Insecta; Diptera; Glossinidae
Exons: 4
Coding region: 1-648 (215 amino acids)
Source: RefSeq, a predicted model, not a curated record
AUGUGCUCCCCAGCUCCCAAUUGCUCAAAAGGUGACAAGGAAUGUUUAAAAAACUAUUUCCUUAUUGUUUUACGCGCCCUUCAUCAGAAUUACGAAGGCGCGUCAAUGCCAGCAAUUCGUAUUAAAAAAGAUGCUGAAGCCACUGAUGGCCUUGAACUAAUCUUUGAAAAUUGUUUUUUAUUUGGAAUACAAAAAUCAACUCCCGUUAACAUCAAAGGUUUUACUGAAACCAUCGAUCAGAAGCAUCAAAUCGAUUUCAAAUUAUCAAGAACAAUUUUAUUGGCCGAUUAUCAAAUGGAAGGUGUAGUUUUGGGUCAAAAAAUUAAAUGCAAUGGCAGAGCUAACAUAACUUAUGUGAAUCCCAAUUAUAAUGUGAUGAUAGAAGGGGAGCGUUCUAUGAAGGGAAAUGUGGCUUAUCUAAGCCCUAAAAAAAUAUUUACAUCCGUUAGACCGGAAUCGAUGUAUUUUCAAUUGACAAAUUUGACUCAAGGCGAUAAGGCAGCUUUAACGCAGAAAGUAAUCGACGUUUUUCAAGAAAAUAACAUAAUAUUGCAGCGCGAGUUCUGUGCCAUUAAUCGCAUGUACAAAAGUUUCUUUAGUCAACUUUUUGAUGAGAUAUCUUACAAUGCGUUCUUAACAGCAGCUUGA